Messenger RNA from Emys orbicularis (European pond turtle), 2038 nucleotides. RefSeq names its product DENN domain containing 6B (gene DENND6B). The record is from RefSeq and is a predicted model, not a curated record. Lineage: Eukaryota; Metazoa; Chordata; Testudines; Emydidae. Gene Ontology annotation, molecular function: guanyl-nucleotide exchange factor activity. The transcript has 20 exons. Gene Ontology annotation, cellular component: recycling endosome. Bases 1 to 1758 code for a protein of 585 amino acids.
AUGGACGCGCUGUGCAGCGCCGACCCCCGGCCCCGCGGCCGCCGCGGGGAGCCGCCCGUGUGCUCCUGCCCGGAGCCGGGCCCGGGGGCCUCCCCGCUGCCCUGGGCCCGCUUCUCCGCCUGGCUCGAGUGUGUCUGCGUGGUCACCUUCGACCUGGAGCUGGGGCAGGCCAUGGAGUUGGUGUAUCCUUAUGACUUCAGACUGACAGAAAAAGAGAAAACCAACAUCUGCUACUUGUCCUUCCCAGACUCCUACUCGGGCGGCCUAGGAGAUACUCAAUUUAGCUUCCGUCUCCGUCAGUCUGGGGGGCAGAGAAACACUCAUUUUGGGGAUGAUGGCGAAUAUAACAGAGAAGCCCCCCUAACACUACAGCGGGAGUCAGCUCAUUACUUUGGCUAUGUGUACUUCAGGCAAGUCAAGGACAGCUCAAUGAAGAGAGGUUAUUUCCAGAAGUCUCUAGUGCUGGUGUCACGCUUGCCUUAUGUGAACCUGUUCCAAUCUCUGCUGCAGCUGAUUGCUCCGGAGUACUUUGACAAGCUGGAGCCAUGCCUGGAGGCAGUGUGCAAUGAGAUUGAUCAGUGGCCACCUCCGGUGCCAGGACAGACGCUGAACCUUCCUGUGAUGGGAAUUGUCAUUCAGGUGAGAAUCCCAUCCAGGGUGGAUAAACCCGGAUCAAGUCCUUUGAAGCAGUUCAAUCAAGAGAACUUGUUACCAGCCCCGUUAGUUCUCCCCAGUGUUCAUGAACUGGAUCUCUUCAGAUGUUUCCAGCCAGUGCUAAUUCAUAUCCAGAUGCUGUGGGAGCUGAUGCUACUGGGGGAGCCAAUAGUUGUAAUGGCGCCAUCCCCUACAGUUUCCUCAGAAAUGGUUCUGGCACUUACCAGCUGUCUCACCCCUCUGAAGUACUGCUGUGACUAUCGUCCAUAUUUCACUAUCCAUGACAGCGAGUUUAAGGAGUACACCACCAGGACACAAGCCCCGCCGAACAUUGUCGUGGGCGUCACAAAUCCUUUCUUUAUCAAAACGCUCCAGCACUGGCCUCACCUCCUUCGGCUCGGGGAGCUCAAAAUGUCAGGUGACUUACCCAAACAAGUCAAGGUGAAGAAACUAACCAAACUGAAAACUCUGGACGCUAAGCCGGGAAUCUACACCUCUUACAAGACAUUUCUGCACAAAGACAAAACCCUGAUAAAGAGAUUGUUAAAGGGGAUUCAGAGGAAGCGCCCGUCUGAAGUCCAAAGUGCCCUUUUGAGGCGCCACCUGCUGGAGCUCACCCAGAGUUUCAUUAUUCCCCUGGAGCACUACAUUGCGAGUCUGAUGCCUCUACAGAGGGCCAUUACUCCAUGGAAGAAUCCUCCCCAGAUCCGUCCUUUCCGACAGGAAGAUUUCAUGAAGACCCUUGAACAUGCUGGUCCCCAGCUCACCUGUGUACUUAAGGGUGACUGGUUAGGCCUGUACAGACGUUUCUUCAAGUCUCCCAACUUUGAUGGCUGGUACCGUCAGAGACACAAGGAAAUGACCCAGAAGCUGGAGGCCCUUCACCUGGAGGCGAUCUGCGAGGCGAACAUUGUGGCCUGGAUGAAAGACAAGUCCGAGGUGGAGAUUGUAGACCUGGUUCUGAAACUUCGCGAGAAGCUGAUCAGAGCCAGGUGCCAUCACCUCCCUGUGAAGGAGGAAACGCUGCAGCGAGUGGGCCUUUACAUUGAGACCAUCAUUGGUUCCCUGCCUGAGGAUCUCCAGACUGUGCUGCACCACCACUGAGCCACCCAGCACCAGGACUCUGCUGGGAAGGGACUCCCCCAUUCACAGCAUCUCCUUCAGAGCUGCAGGGGGCUGCAGUCAGGUUUGAGGAAGAAACUUCUGCCCUGAUCCAGCACCACACUGACCUGGAUUCUGCCUGCCAGUGCGUGUGGGUUUGAGUCCUGAGCGCGGGGUGGAACUGACGACGGGAAGGUGAACUGUUUCUGUGCACAAUUGUUUGCUGUCCGGUCCUGCUUUCCCGGAGGAGCUGGAGGAGGAGAGCUGUGUGUGGCCGUCAGGG